CUCUACGAUGUCCAUCAGCGAUGGACCAAGUUCAUUCCAGGUGCAAUGCCAUGCCGACAGGGGCCACAGGGCAUACAGGCGCUGGCUGUUAGCCCUGACUGGCGCUACCUGGCUGUGUCAGAGCACAGAGAACAGGGUAUCAUCACUGUGUAUGACAUACAAAGCGAGCAGUGCUCCAAGAGACAGGUACUGACAGGCAGCAGUGACAGCAUCCAUGAGUUUGUCUGCAUGGCUUUUUCUGCCGACUCCAAGUACCUGCUGGGCCAGCCUGGAGGACCCGCGUGGACCCUCUUCUACUGGGAGUGGGAGAAGAAUGAGGUUAUUGCCACGGUGAUGACCAAAAGGCUUGGCUUUGUCAGUCAGGUCAGCUUUAAUCCGAAGGACAACACACAGAUUUGUGUGAGUGGAAAUUACGUCUUCAAGAUUUUCACAUUAGAGAACAACUCCCUGAAUCAGACCAGCUCGUUUGAGAUGGACCUACAAAACAUCAUGUCCCAUGCGUGGAUGUCUGAGGACUGCAUCAUCUUAGGGACAGAAACAGGAAAACUGCUCAUGUUGAAGGCCGGACACUGGCACAAGAUGAGGAGGCCUUCUGAGAGGCGCAUCACUGCCAUCACGCAGUACUCUGAAGGCUUUGCCUGUGCAGCUGGGCCAGGGCUAGUUUACCUUUAUGAGAAAAUAGAGGAGUACAGCUACAGGAACACUAAACAAUUAAGAAUUCCUCAGGACCCCUGCAGCAGUCAGCCGAGUCAGUCGGAGCAGCAGGAGAUCACAACAAUAUGCCUGAGUCCAUCAGAGGAGACGCUGGCCAUAAGCACACGCCAAGGUCAAAUCUACCACGUCGGCCUUGCCUCGCCCGAGAUUAGCCAGAAAAUAAUAUAUUCAUUAUAUCAUCAACUGGCUAGAAAAUCUCAAUCUCAAUUUGAUGCUGUUUCUGGGAACUGGAGAAAUAUUAUUUUUGUAUGGUGCUGUCAUGUUUUUGUUUUGUUUUUCUGCAGGUCUCUGGAGCUGCAUAAGGAGUUUCUUGAAGAGCCGAAGUGCAUCUCAUUGCACCCAAAUGGCCUCUCCAUCCUGGUGGGCUUCCCUGAUAAAGUCUGUCUCAUGAAUGUGUUGGUUGACGAAUUCCGCACUGUCCAGGAGUUUGACAUACACAACUGCAAUGAGUGUGUGUUCAGUCAUGAUGGGAACAUGUUCGCUGCUGUCAGCGACAACCUGAUAAACAUCUGCAACAUCAGCACAGGAGAAAAAGUGGACCUGAAUGGCCACAUUAACAAGGUGAAGUCGGUGAUGUGGAGCGAAGAUGACCGUUGUCUGGCGUCGUGUGGUAUGGACGGCGCAGUAUAUGAGUGGAACGCUCUGACUGGCGCCUGUGAGUCCUUUAAGAAUGUGGAGAAAUCAUGUACCUACACGGCUGUGAUGUUCUUGCCUGACAGUGGGAGCAUCCUCGCUGUAGGCAGCGAUUUGACACCGAAUGAGCUCCGAGAUGGACAGAUCCUAAGGGAAAUGAUCUCCAUGACUCACUCUGGCCAAGCACUCUUUGUUGGAACUGCUGUUGGUACUGUAAGAGUCAUGCAGUACCCGUUAGAAGAGGAGAAAUCCUGGACAGAGUAUCAGGCGCAUUCUGGUCCCAUCACCAAAGUAUGUGUGUGUUCUGUUGGUGUCAUGAUGAUGUGCAAGAUGGUCAUCACGCCUGGUGAUCAGUAUCUUCUGACUGCCUCAGAGGACAGCUCUGUCCUCAUCUGGAAGAUCACUGACCAGGAGAGUCAAACGCUGGCUGUGGUAAAAGAAAUACAUUAUACUGAGGAGGUCCUCUGUACAAAGGCCUAUCUGGAGGAAAAGGACCAGAGUGCUUAUGCACAGGUGGAGUUGCUGAAGGAGGAGCAGGAGCGCAAGCUAAAUCAGAAUCACAUGGACUAUGAGAAGAAGAUUAAUAAAGUCAAGCAGAAUUUCCUCCAGCAGAUUGAGUCUCUGAAAGGCCUGAUCCAGAUGCUGAAUGCUGAAAAGGAGGAACUGAAGAUCUCUCAGGAGAAGGCCAUGACUGAGAUAAUGGAAAAACAUGCCAAAGAGCUGCAGGAUCAGGAACAUAAGCAUGAAAGCCAGAUGUUUAAAGCCUCCCAGAAUCAGGUUGAGCUGAAGCAGAGACUGCAUAGCAUGCAGCAUAACUAUGAGGAGAAACUGCGUGAGCAAGAGGACAACCAUUUAUGUACCAUGAUGAACAUGAAACGGGCCUGUGAUGACAGGCUGCGGGAUCAACAGGACAAGUUGCAGCAGACUGAAGAGAGGCUAAAGGAACUGCAGGGGAAAGUGACUCUUAGUCCAAAGAUGUCUCCCCCAAAUACGAUCAGGAGCUCCAGGAAGAGAAGGAGACCAGCAGGCAGCUGUAAUAUGAGUUGGAGAAUCAGAUGAUGCAGUUCUGCAAAAUAAAAGAAGAGAUACAGGACCAGUGCAUUCGGAUCAGUCAGGUCAUAAACCUGAAC
Molecule: messenger RNA, 2477 nt
Organism: Ictalurus furcatus (blue catfish)
Lineage: Eukaryota; Metazoa; Chordata; Actinopteri; Siluriformes; Ictaluridae
Product: cilia- and flagella-associated protein 57-like
Exons: 16
Coding region: 46-2406 (786 amino acids)
Molecular function (GO): protein binding
Source: RefSeq, a predicted model, not a curated record